UGCAAUAUAUGAAGUAUUAGGCAAUUCUGAACGUAGCUUGGCAGCUGAAGAAAAGUUGGCAGAUGUAAUGGCCAAGUGGGAGAGAUACAGGGCGGCUUCUGCUGUCACUACUGCAAACAAUGCUGGAACAACUAAAAGAACCAGACCUCAGCAUCACUUUUUUCUUUUCAAAAAACAUCUAUUCAUGGACAAUUUUAUAAAUUUGAAUGACCCAGUAGAGAAAGAACUGCUGUAUCAUCAGGUCCUUCAUGAUUUGAGAACUGAUCGCUUUCCAAUUACAGAUAAGGAAGCUAUGAUGUUAACUGCGCUUCAAGCUCAGUUGGAGCUCGGUGACUUGGAAGAAAUUUUACAUGAUUAUAGACCAAUAGCUGCUCACUGUUUACCUGCUCGUAUCGUUCCAGUUUUACCCUGUGAAGGAGUACACAUGCAUCAUCAGUCUCUGCGAGGAAUGACUCCAUCCGAGGCCAAACAAGCAUUUCUUAACCUGAUUCAGAGCUGGCCACUACAUAAAGCAACAAUAUUUGAUGUCAUGCAAUCAUUCACAUCCAAUUGGCCCAGGGUUUUAUGGCUUGCAGUCGAUCAAAAAGGUCUUCAUUUAUUGGAACAUCGAUCCCGUAAUACCUUAUGCACCUAUGACUAUGGAAGCAUAUUGAGUUAUGCACCUGCUCUAAACUGUCUGAUGAUAAUAACUGGUAGUGACCGUAAACAAAGUAAAGUGAUACUCACCACUGCACAGGCAUUUCAAAUUGCAACACUUAUAAAAGAAUAUAUGGAGGUGUUACAGGAUACCGCUUUAGAGAUGAGAAGAACAGAUCACCCAAAGAGCCAACCAAUCAGCGUUGUUCAUUCUAACGCGACACUGGUGCCUCUCCAACCUAGCUAGAAAAGGGUUACUUUCGCAGAUCAUGUUACCAAAUCCUGCUAUUAGCAAGUUGAGAUGAGUACUUACACUCUUUUUUUUUUUAAAUUGAAUUCUGCCGUUUUAUUUGGUUGUGAAUAUAUUGAUCUGCGAAAAUUGUUAUUGAAUAUAUUAUACCAAAUGUUCCAGAGUAUUAAUGCACUUAUUUAUGUCGAGAAUAAUGUAAUUUUUUUUAAUUUAGUAACUAGUUUUUAGUCACGUUUCUUUUGUAAGAAAGACUGAAUAUUCCAAAUAUACAUAUUACAAAGUCAAAUGAUGAAAUAUAGAUUAAGAACUUUUAAGUUGAAAUCAAUGAUUUUGCUCAGAACAGCCAUGUAUAAUAAAUGUAUAAUAAAUAUUCACAUGAACAAGUAUGACUGUUCAAUUUAAGGUAAUAAAAAAUGAUAAAGAUCUGAAAAAAGUUGAGAUGUUCGUCAUAUUCAUUCAUCAAUGGAGAGAUCAACAACUGACUUUAUUAAUUGUCAUCUACUAGCCGUUUGUUUUUUUAUUGGUAUAUUUCACAUCUAACGAAAAAUAUUUUGAAUUCGUUGACCAUGGCAAUCAACUGACUCUUGGUGAAUUCGGUUCUUAUUCAUUUCACAGUUAACUCUCAUUUAACGUAAACUGAAAACGAACUUUUAUAACAGUUAUUGGAUUCACUCAUGAGAUUAAUUAAAUAUAAUUUGAAAAGAUGUGGCUAAGAAAAUAAUACAGUUUUUGCUUCAAAUGCCACCGACACUUUCAAUUUUAAAUGAUAGAAAUUAGCAUUAUUUGGUUUUAGUCUUCUCAAAUUGAUGAAAUAUGCAAUUGAUUUGGAUUUCUUCGAAGACCCAAUUAAUUGUUUGCUAUACUGUUGGAUGUCUAAAUAGUUUCAAUUUAGGAUGGUAGCUUUCCAUGUAUGUGAAAUUUCAUAUGCAAACUCUUCCAUGAAUGAUAUCUCAUUGAGUUUCAUAACGAAUGUUAGUUUCCUGGUUUUGCCGUGGUCAUGUCCAAACGCUUCAACUGCAACUGCGGCAGUUAUCCUCAGUAGUGGCGUGGUCGAAGUACUCUUCUUAACAUAUCAACUGAAAAUGAAGCUUUCAUUUCUGCCAUGUCAUUUAUAGUGCUGAUUUUUCGCACACUUUCUGUAAUGGCGGGUUCGCGCGUACUUCCCGCGCGGGAAGAACGCGCGAACCUCCUGGGACAAGUAUACCUUAAUUAGAUACUUGUCAGAAGUUAAUUUGAUUGGGUCUAGCAAAAUUGAUUGAUUUCUACAUUCUGAUUAAUUGUAUGUGUCAGAUCAAUAUAGAUAGAGACCAUAUUCAAAUGUUAAAAAACUAGUCAAAUUGUAUAUACGUAUACUUAUAUAAUGAAAGUUAUUAUAUGAACUGUGUACUCCUUUUUCGUAUGUUGAAACUUCAGCCACUGUUUUUUUUUAAUUUCAUUUAGGAAUCAUUUAUUCUAAAUCAAUGAAUCUGAGAAUAUGACGUAUUUUCUAUUUUUAUAUUUUCAUAUUUAUAUUCGAUAUAUAAAUACAUGAUUGUGCUAGAUUUCUCACUGUUAUGUAUUUUUUUUCCAGUGACAUCUCAAUAUAUUUUUAUUUUUCAUUUAUGUGGAACUUUAUAGGGAUUCAAUUUAUACAAUAUUUCGCUCAAUCCUGUAUAGAAUUUUCAAUCCUAUGUUGAUGUAAUUAAAACUAUUGCUGACA
Leptinotarsa decemlineata (Colorado potato beetle) is the source of this 2585-nucleotide messenger RNA. RefSeq names its product unconventional myosin 81F (gene Myo81F). Gene Ontology annotation, biological process: signal transduction. NCBI's taxonomy places the organism in Eukaryota, Metazoa, Arthropoda, Insecta, Coleoptera, Chrysomelidae. The record is from RefSeq and is a predicted model, not a curated record. Gene Ontology annotation, cellular component: myosin complex; cytoskeleton. Gene Ontology annotation, molecular function: ATP binding; protein binding; cytoskeletal motor activity.